UUUAAACAAAGACAAAACAUUCAAAAAAAAAACACAACUACUCCAAGAACUACAAAAGAUCCCAAAAAAAACAAAAAACUUUAACCAUCUUAAAAUCCCAUAAUGCUUCAUGGGGUUUUCAAGAUUUUGAUUAUCUCUAACUUUUCUUGAUCCCACAAAUUUCAUAAUGUGUUUACUUUUUUCAAAUUGUUAACACAAACAAACAAACAAACAAACAAUGGAGCUUCUUUGCAUAUAUUUACCUUCUUUAAUUUUUCACUUCUCUUUAGCAUUUGCUACUGUUUUAGAAGACCGCCCUUUUGUUUCUCCACCAUCUUCUUCUCCAGUCUCUGCUUCCAUGGCCGCCUUCUCUCCAGGAGUUCAAUUGCAACUGGGAAUGGAAGAAGAUGACCACCAUAAAAUGAAGUUAGACAAAAAAGUAGCCAUUUUGCUUAUUGUUGCUUGUGGAAUUUUUGCCUUAAUUGUCCUCUCUUCUAUAUUUGGUUGCUGCAUUUAUUUUUGGAGAUUCUCUCAAAGAAAGAAAAAUGCACAUGCCUCAGAUAAUGAGAAAGGGCUAACAUUAACACCAUUCUUGGGUAAAUUUAGUUCACUGAGGAUAAUUAGUAACAGAGGAUCUGCUCCUUUCAUUGAUUAUAAGGUGCUAGAGAAAGGAACAAAAAGUUUUGGAGAUGAAAAUUUAUUGGGUAUUGGUGGAUUUGGAUAUGUUUAUAAAGCUGUUUUGGAAAAUGAUAAGCAUGUUGCAGUCAAGAAACUAGACUGUGUAGGUGAUGAUGCACAUAGAGAAUUUGAGAAUGAGGUGGAAUUACUAAGCAAAAUGAAUCAUCCAAACAUUAUUUCCCUUAUGGGUUAUAGUGUACAUGAAGAGAUGGGUUUCAUUGUUUAUGAAUUGAUGCCAAAUGGGUCCCUUGAAGACCUUCUGCAUGGACCCUCUGGUGGAUCUUCAUUAAGCUGGCAUAUGAGGCUAAAAAUUGCUCUUGAUACUGCAAGAGGAUUAGAAUAUCUUCAUGAAUUUUGUAAACCAGCAGUGAUACAUAGAGAUCUGAAAUCUUCUAAUAUACUCUUAGAUUCCAACUUCAAUGCCAAGCUAUCAGACUUUGGUCUCGCUGUAGCCGAUAACUCACAUAACCGGAGCAAGCUGAAGCUUUCAGGCACAGUUGGUUAUGUAGCUCCAGAGUAUAUGUUGGAUGGGGAGCUGACGGAAAAGAGCGAUGUCUAUGCUUUCGGGGUGGUGCUUUUGGAGCUUCUACUAGGACGGCGGCCUGUGGAAAAAUUGGCACCAGCUCAUUGCCAAUCUAUUGUAACAUGGGCCAUGCCUCAGCUAACUAACAGAGCCUCACUUCCAAACAUUGUGGAUCCCAUGAUCAAGGAUACUGUCGACGAAAAAUACUUGUUCCAGGUUGCUGCGGUGGCUGUGUUAUGUGUUCAACCGGAACCGACAUACCGUCCUCUAAUAACAGAUGUUGUGUAUUCUCUUAUUCCGUUGAUUCCUCUCGAGCUUGGAGGAACCCUAAGACUCAACACUCAGCCUGCACCUAUCUGAGCGGCUAAACAUCAAGAAGACGGGUUCUGUUAUGAUGCACAUCAUCUUUUAGAGUUUUGGUUAUUUAGAUUGAAGAUGGUUUAUCCAGGUGAACCAAAGAUCAUUGGAAUUUUGUUCAGCAUUUGUAAAUUCAAUAUUUAAUCAAAUAUAGCAUUCUCACAUUUCAUGUCCACUUCCCAAAGUGCAAAUAAUAACUUGCAUACACUAGAAUUUUCUUGUGGGAUAUUUUUAUUGAGGCAUUAUUUGCAAAUAAAAGUUAACUUUUCACA
Mercurialis annua (annual mercury) is the source of this 1809-nucleotide messenger RNA. Its product is annotated as probable receptor-like protein kinase At1g80640. Gene Ontology annotation, molecular function: protein kinase activity; ATP binding. The record is from RefSeq and is a predicted model, not a curated record. The transcript has 10 exons. Gene Ontology annotation, biological process: protein phosphorylation. Lineage: Eukaryota; Viridiplantae; Streptophyta; Magnoliopsida; Malpighiales; Euphorbiaceae. Bases 218 to 1540 code for a protein of 440 amino acids.